Didymodactylos carnosus is the source of this 1439-nucleotide messenger RNA. The record is from the annotation of a GenBank genome assembly. Lineage: Eukaryota; Metazoa; Rotifera; Eurotatoria; Philodinida; Philodinidae.
AUGUAUAUAAUUCCAUUCGACCCUAUCACAGGUGGACAUUAUUCAUCUCAACGGGCUCUUAAUGCUCCAAGUAAUAAUCCAUUUUGGAGUAAUGCAUUACCACCACAAGAUAUGCAACAAGUUUAUGAAUAUACUUACAAUGAUUCGGAUAUAGUACCAGAUGAACAACGUUUAAUGGCACAAUUAUUAAGAAAUUAUGAUCCAUCAGCGAGACCCGUUUAUAAUGCAUCUAAUACUGUUAGUGUUGCAUUUGGUAUUUCAUUAACACAAUUAUCCGAUAUGUUACCCAAGUCUUAUUUUUAUCUUCAUUUUACGUUGAGUCGUGGAAUAUCCAAGCCAUUUUGGGCUGUUAUCACGGGAAAUCGAUUUCAUGAUAUGAAUAUAUUUAGUUUUGCUAGUUUUCAAGGUUUAAAACCCUAUGAUCGAGUUGCGUAUGUACGAUUCAGUAUAGGUAUACUCUGACAGUUUUUUUGUUAAAUGCGAUAGAUUUUAAGCUAUUUAUGAAUCUUUUAAUUGCCGUUGAUAAUAUCCAGAAAUUUCUUAAUAUUUUUUUCUAUAAGGUUUUCUACGCAUUUUAAAAAACUAGUGUUUAAGAGAGAUUUUGAAGCUUAGCCCUUUUGUCCAAAUAUUGGCUGAUGAAGGACAAAAGCACAGAUUCUCAUCUCUUUCUAAUCAAAAGUUAUUCAUACAAUAAUUGAUCCGAUCUACUCUGAAGUGGAUAAUGCUUUGGUUAGACUAAUAAAUGGUCUGCCAUCCCAUUUCAAAGAUACGAUGUUCGCACCCUAGUGACAUUAAUCACGUAAUGACCUUGGAUAAGUAACUUAUGCUCGUUGCGUCAGUUCGCGACCUACAGUAGCAUACAAUGGGAUUAGCUUCUCUGUUUGACUAAUCACAGGUCUAGAGUUUAAAAAAUUCGAACUCUGAAGAAGUCUACCAAUUUCUGAAUAACUUCUAAUUGAAUUGAGAGAGAAACUUGAGACUUAGCAAGCCACAAAAGAGAGAAUGUCGCUUCAUAAAAAUAAUUUCAAUACUUGGUGAAUAACAAAUAGAAACUGUUACUAGACGCGUUCCUGACUGCUAUUAGCAGAGAUAGAGAGUGAUACGAGAACAAGUGCCCAUAGAAAAUAAAAUUGUUGUUUAGUACGACGCGUUUCGUUUUAUUUGAAAAUAAAACUCAUCAGGCAAUAUUUUAUAUCUCUUUAUAAUAAUUUGUAAUAUAAGCGCUGGGCUUAUAUUACACGAACAAUAUUCUAAACAAGCAUAUAUAUAUACUUAUAUAUUACUUACUUAUAUAUAAAAUACAAAAAGUAGUUGAAGCGUUUUUUAUACAAAAAACAUUCAACCGUAUAAAUUAAAGUUUGAAGUUGGGUUCACGGAGCCUUAAGCCAAGGCACUUGUUCUCGUAUCACUCUCUAUCUCUGCCAAUAGCAGUCAGGAAC